This is a messenger RNA of Perognathus longimembris pacificus (Pacific pocket mouse), 4206 nucleotides long. It is a transcript of the gene Dync2i1, whose product is annotated as dynein 2 intermediate chain 1. Gene Ontology annotation, biological process: intraciliary transport. Lineage: Eukaryota; Metazoa; Chordata; Mammalia; Rodentia; Heteromyidae. Gene Ontology annotation, cellular component: cytoplasmic dynein complex. Gene Ontology annotation, molecular function: dynein heavy chain binding; dynein light chain binding. The coding region runs from base 126 to 3533 and encodes 1135 amino acids. The record is from RefSeq and is a predicted model, not a curated record. The transcript is spliced from 27 exons.
GGUUGCUAGGAGUCGGGGACGCCCGCCCUCCAGAGCGGCCCGGGCCGGGUCUGGUGAGGCGAGCUAGCGGGCCCAGCGUCGGCCCGGACCGAGGAGACCGCGGCCACCUGGGCCUUCGAGGAGCGAUGGAACCCGGGAAGAGAAGAACUAAAGAUGAUACUUGGAAGGCAGAGGACCUCAGAAAACACCUUUGGGCUGUACAAUCAGGUAGUCCAAAGGAAGACAAGAAACACAGAGAAAAGAAGCUGCACAAGGAUCCAGAAAUGGACUUCCUCGAAUACAAAGAACAUAAGUACAGGGACCCAGACCGAGAUGCGCGGCACAGAGAAAGGGCUGGCGAGAGAGACCUGUACCCCUCUAAGGAGAAUCCUUAUGGGGAAAGAGACCGAGAGAAACACAGGGAAAAGAGAAAGGACACAAAAGACCGGGAGAAAGAGAAGUUGAAAGAGAAACAUCGGGAACAAGAUGCAGAGAAGUCUCACAGCAGGGGAAAGGACAGAGAAAAAGAGAAGGAUAGAAGGCCCAGGAAAGAAGAGAUGAGGCAGACUGCCGCCUACCACAACAUCCUGAUCCGGGAGGCGCGGGACCGGCAGUUGCUGGACAGAGCAGACAAGAAGAUCCGUUCAGGUAGUAAAGUACGAAUUGAAGAGAAAGAAAGGAGAGAAGAAGAUUCUGAAAGGGUGGAUGAAGAUAGAGAAAGAAGAUACCGAGAAAGAAAGCUGCAAUAUGGUGACAAUAAAGACAAUCCUCUCAAGUUCUGGCUUUAUAAAGAAGAAGAUGAACGAAGACACAGAAAGCCUAGAGAAGUAGAUAGAGAAAAGAAACACCAAGAAAAAAGCAGCACAAGAGAGAAAAGAGAAAAACAUUUGAAAGAAAAGGGGAACCUUCUCACUGACAAGGAAGGGGAAGAGAGACACAGAGAAAAACGUUAUAGAGAUCUUGAUGAUGAGAGGCAUCGAAGUCACACAGAGAGAAAAGAGAGAGUGUCCAAAGACGAGCAUAAGAAGAGGGAGUCCAAGAAUGGUGAACACAGAAAUCGAGGUGCACGUUUGAAAAGAGAUGGGACUGGCAGCCAGCAUGCAGAGGAUUUAGUAAGGAGUAUUGGAAAGGAUAAAGAUUCAAGAAGGAAGCAUAGCCGGGAGGACAGCUCCUCAGUGCGGACGGUGACCCAGCGUCAGGGAGGUGAAGAAUCAGUGGUGGAUAACAAGGAGCAUGGCUGCUGGAUUGUGUGGGGUCUACAUAGUUUCGAUGAAGCUGCAGUUCCUCUGACUGAAGAGGGAGAUGUUCCAAGUGUCGUCUGCAGCUGGUGGGCAGCUGUCUGGAUUCUGAACAUGGAUGUGGUUUGGCCGAGUUGCUUUCCUAGAAAGGAAAUUGGAAAGGAGGCCAAUGAUUUACAGAAUGCUGGACCUGAUGAAAUUUCAGCCAAUUUUGAAGAUGAUUUUGAAGAUUAUGAGGAUGACUUUGAAGUUUGUGAUGGAGAUGAUGAUGAGAGCAAUUAUGAUCCUGACUCACAAGAAAAAAGUGAAGAACUUCCUCUAGCCCAGAAAAGGGAAAUACAAGAAAUUCAAAAAGCCAUCAAUGCAGAAAAUGAAAGGAUUGGCGAGCUAUCUUCAAAACGUUUCCCAAAGCAAAGUCGGGUGGAGUGUGAAAAGCAAUUCCAGGCAGAUGCAAACAAUUCCCCUUCCAGAACUCCUGUUUGUGGAAUUUUUGUGGAUUUUGCAACAGCCUCACACCGUCAAAAGAGUCGGAGUCAGGCCCUUAAACAAAAGACAAGAAGUACAAAACUACUCCGGCUUAUUGACUUAGAUUUUUCAUUCACUUUCUCCCUCUUGGAUUUGCCUCCAGUAAAUGAAUAUGAUAUGUAUAUCAGAAACUUUGGGAAAAAAAAUACCAAGCAGGCAUAUGUUCAGUAUAAUGAUGAUAAUGUUGAAAGAGACGUGCAGACUGAAGACAUAGAGACCAGGGAAGUGUGGACCCAACACCCAGGAGAAAGUGCCCUUGUCUCAGGAGGUAGUAGGGACAGAGAUAUCUCUGAUGCAGCAGCUGUACUAAAGAUUGAUACUCCAAGAUUAUCCAGUUUUCUCCGGGCAGCGUGUCAGGUGGUUGCUGUUUUGCUUGAAGAGGACCGUUUGGCAGCCAAACCCAGCUGGCAGCUCACAGUUGAAGAUAAUUCCCUACAUGUUAGUGACAGUUCCUGUCAGCUGAACACUGACCUGUCAUUCCUUCAAAAUCGAAAAGUACUCUGCUUACAUGCCUCUCAAGUUCAGAGGCAGACUGUGGUCUCCGUCCAUGACUUACCUGGAAAGACGUUCUCCCCAUCACUGGACAGCAGAUUCCUUCUUUGUGUGUGGGACAUUUGGCAGCCUUCAGGGCCCCAGAAGGUUCUGAUAUGUGAGUCCAAGGUUACAUGUUGCUGCUUCAGCCCUUUUAAAGCAUUCUUGCUGUUUUCGGGGACAGUCCAUGGCUCAGUGGUUGUGUGGGACUUGAGAGAAGACUCCAGAAUACACCAUUAUGUGAGGCUGAAGGACUGCUUAUGGACAUUCAGGACACCGACAUUUUCCACUGAUGGAAUUCUUACAUCAGUAAACCACCGAAGUUCUCUUCAAGCCAUAGAGCCUGUUGCUACAUCUGUCUACAAAAAACAGAGUUUUGUGCUUUCUCCCUUCGCUACUCAGGAAGAAAUGUCAGGUUUGUCGUUCCACAUCGCUUCCUUAGAUGAGAGCGGGAUUCUCAAUAUGUGGGUGGUUGUUGAAUUACCAAAGGCAGAUAUUGCAGGCUCAAUGAGUGAUUUGGGUCUCUUACCUGGAGGGAGAAUCAAGUUGGUGCACAGUUCUGUGAUCCAGUUGGGUAACAGUCUUCACUGGAAAGACAGUGAAUUCUGGGGGCCUACACAAACACUGAGUGUCAAAUUUCUGCCUUCAGAUUCUAAUCACUUUAUUGUUGGCACAGACCUGGGUCUUAUAAGCCAUGGCACAAGACAAGAUUUGAGAGUAUCUCCCAAACUGUUCAAACCUCAGCAACCUGGCAUAAGACCAGUAAAAGUUAAUGUGAUUGAUUUUUCACCAUUUGGAGAAUCAAUAUUCUUGGCUGGCUGCUCUGAUGGAAGCAUCAGGCUGCACCAGUUGACUUCUGAGUGGCCCCUGGCCCAAUGGGACAGCAGCACCGAAGGCUCUGCUAUCACCAGCCUGCAGUGGUCCCCGACAAGGCCUGCUGUGUUCCUGGCUCGGGAUGCUGCGUCCAGAGUCUAUGUCUGGGACCUCCUUGAGAGUGACCUGGGGCCUGUGGCUACACAGCUCAUCUCUCCAGACAGGCUGGUGGCCAUGACUGUCAUGGGUGAGUCAGACAAAGCUGGUGGCAGCUUUCUGGCCCUGGCACUGGCCAGGGCUUCUGGCACUGUGGAUAUCCAGUACCUGAAGAGGCAGUGGACGAUCCCGAAGGCAGACGAGCACAGCCAGCUGCAUCUGCUUCUGCAGGAAGGCCCAUGGAACAUGGAGCACUGCUCAAGGAGCACGCGUGUGUCACCUUACACUUAACUUUACCUCUGUGUAUUCAUGCACAGAGGAUGUGUAUAGUCUGUAUAUCAAUUUAUUUUACAGCAAUGUUUCUAUGGUAUUCCCAGUAAAUAAAUCACUAUUUUGGGUGGAAACAAAUGAAUCCCUUAGUGUAUACUGAACUUCAAAGGAAAUAUUAAGCCAUGUCCAGAUGCUUUUUUUCUAAGAGUUAUUUUUGGAACAGAUCUAAAAUACUGUCACAUUUAUUACUAGAUUUUAAACAGUCCAUGAUGAAAAUGUAUUUUAAUGGCUAUGUUCUUAGUCAUGCAUAAAAUGGUGUACACACAUGGCUCAAUUAAAAGGAAUUCCUUCAUUGAAAUGACCUUUGCUGUUUUCUUAAAACCUUGGGCAUAGGUUUUUGUUGAUUGAAUAUUGUUUAAUCCACCACAAUUUGCAUUAUGUCUUAGUACUAAAAUUAUCUUUGUAUAGAAAUAAGUAAAUAAAACUCUCAUGAACCUUGUAUCUUAAACAUAGAAACAGGGUAUGCUUUAGUCCAUUUGUUUUGCUAUAGCAAUUUAUGAAGAUCAGUGAUUGGUUUGCCAUAGUGUGAGAGGCUGGAUGUUCAAGGUCUUCUUGGUGAGAGUGGCUGUCUGCCUCCUGGUGCUGAAGGAUGCAGUCAUGUUCUCGUGUGACUGUUGGGGGCGGGGGGUAUAGC